AUGGAUCAUCGAGAGUUCACCCCCCUCGAGCCCGAGACGUUGUUUUACAGGCCGGCGACGGGUGAUGACCUCACGGUGAUUGCAGAGAUCGAGUCCAAUUCCUACCCGCCCGACGAGGCAGCGUCACCGGAGAACCUUCGGUACAGGGUCGAGAACGCGGGCGAUUACUUCCUCGUGGGAUGUUCCGCCGGCAGCGGCCCGGGCGGCGCGGACGAGAUCGUGUCGUACGUGUGCGGCACCCUCAUCAAGGGCGAGACCCUGACGCACGAGUCCAUGUCCACGCACGACGCAGACGGCGACACCCUGUGCAUUCACAGCGUGGUCACCGAGGGCGGCCACAGGAGGAAACAGAUCGGGACUAAGACGCUCAAGGCGUACAUGCGGUGGAUAACGACCGCCACGCCGCAGGUGGAGCGCGUGUUGCUGCUGUGCAAGCGCAACCUGAUUGGUUUUUACGAAGGCGCCGGAUGGAAGAUGGUGGGAGAAUCCGACGUGGUUCACGGCAAGGACCAGUGGUACGAGAUGGAGCAAUCCGCGGCGAGAUUCAGGGCGCUCGUGGCGAGCACCGAGCAGGAUUGA
Messenger RNA from Micromonas commoda, 579 nucleotides. RefSeq lists its product as hypothetical. NCBI's taxonomy places the organism in Eukaryota, Viridiplantae, Chlorophyta, Mamiellophyceae, Mamiellales, Mamiellaceae. The transcript has a single exon. Gene Ontology annotation, molecular function: acyltransferase activity, transferring groups other than amino-acyl groups. The record is from RefSeq and is a predicted model, not a curated record. The coding region runs from base 1 to 579 and encodes 192 amino acids.